Molecule: messenger RNA, 4435 nt
Organism: Verruconis gallopava
Lineage: Eukaryota; Fungi; Ascomycota; Dothideomycetes; Venturiales; Sympoventuriaceae
Exons: 4
Coding region: 816-4256 (1146 amino acids)
Biological process (GO): RNA 3'-end processing
Molecular function (GO): nucleotidyltransferase activity
Source: RefSeq, a predicted model, not a curated record
UUCCACACGGACUUUUCCAUUUCGCUGUUCCUCACCCACAACCGCGCACCCCCCCGGCUCCCAAUCUCGAUUCGCCCUCAAGACCCAGCGCCGUUCGCUUCGGGCAUAGUCACCGUGGACGCGGGUCUAACCCUGGGCUCCUCCAGCACCACCCAACUUUCCUCCCGUCACCUUCUGUCCACGACCAGCAAGCACCUGGUCCCCCCCCCAAGAAACGACGUUUCGUCAAAAAUUUAGAACGGAGGUUUCUUCGCCCACAACCCAUUCGCCCCAUCCUCAUCACUCCCCAUCUGUCCUCGCACCUCUCCUCCUUCAAAAGCGCAGCCACUCCACUGGCCAAGCUUUCUCCGUCACCUCAAAACUGGCCCCGUCUCCUGUGAUUCCUGCCGUGUACGGGUCGAUCCUCUAGCCCACAACCGCUCCCAACACCCACGACCGCACCAAGUAUCUGUCUGGUUCGGUGCGAGGUCGCCCUCGACAACCCGCGUCUGCGCAAUCUCCGCAAGCUGCCUUCCCAAAACGCAAAGGUGUCGCCGCAAGCGCAGGUCCAGCAGCAGCCUUCUGCUGCUCACGCUGCAAAGCUGCCUUUCAUCGAAUCGACAGACGCCGUCAUCGACGCCGCCUCCACCCCCCUUCCCUUUCCAACCGUGUCUUCGAUCAAGCAGCCUCCCUUUCACAUCAACGCCCACGAACUGGAUCGUCAAGAGGAGAGAGACAUCGAUCCUGCUUCUCUCCAUGGGCAUAUCACGACGCCGCAUACCGCAACAGAGCCUGGCACGCAGCCGGUAACAGCAAUCCGCGCUGGCCCGGCUGGCAUGGCUGCCAGGAACGGUGGCCAUCCGCUCCCCCCUCGCCCUCCCCUGGCGUCCCAUCAGUCCAACUCCGUGCCCUCGACGCCGCAUCAGCAUGCGAGAGAAUUCCAGUCAAGGUCUCGCUCGCCUUCUCCCAACGCCGGCCUCGGCCUCGGAAGCCACUCUCCGCGUUCCGUUCAGUCGGAGGGCCCCAUAGCGACGCUGCCAAAGGGCCGCCCCGCUUGCAAGUAUGAGACCAGCGCCGCGUUCAGCAGGAGGAGGAUGCAGUACGACAUUGGCGACGCGCCGCUCGAAAAUCCCAAAGAGGAACCAAAGAAGGCACUGGAUCCACACGAGGAGAAGAAGUUGAGCGGCGACAUGCGGGAGCUUUACGAUCGGUUACUUCCUUCGGAGGAGAGCAACCGGAAAAGGCUCAAGUUUGUGCAGAAGCUCGAGCGCAUCUUACGCUCCCAGUGGCCAGAUACCGAGUUCAAGGUUCAUAUUUUUGGCUCCUCUGGCAAUCUGCUGUGCACGAGCGAUUCUGACGUGGAUAUUUGUAUACAGACGCCCAUGAAGAAGUUGGAAUCCAUGCACAGUCUGGCUGACACGUUGCAUAAUAACGGCAUGGAGCGAGUGGUCUGCAUAGCAGCUGCAAAGGUACCUAUAGUCAAGAUCUGGGACCCUGAAUUUGAGCUGGCUGCAGACAUGAACGUGAACAAUACUCUCGCCCUGGAGAACACGAGGAUGAUCAAGACCUACGUUCAGGUUGACGACCGUGUUCGCCCUCUGGCCAUGAUCAUCAAGCAUUGGACGAGGCAGAGGAUGCUGAACGAUGCUGGCAUUGGCGGCACGCUGAGCUCGUAUGCUUGGAUAUGCAUGAUCAUCAAUUUUCUGCAGACCCGCAACCCUCCUAUACUGCCUGCAUUGCACCAGAUGGAGCACGAAAAGUAUUACGCUCAGGAUGGGACCGAGUCGGGCUUCAACGACGAUCUCUCGAAGCUUCGCGGCUUUGGCUCGGCAAAUAAAGAGACCAUUGGAGAGUUGUUAUUUUAUUUUUUCCGCUUUUACGCCUAUGAGAUGGCCUACGACUCGUCCGUGAUAUCGGUACGUCACGGAAAAAUACUAACACGAAAAGAGAAGGGCUGGGAUCACACUUCGAAAGAGGGACAGUGGCGUCUGGCUAUUGAGGAACCGUUCAACACAUCGAGAAAUCUUGGAAACUCGGCGGAUUCCACUGCCUUUCGUGGACUUCACCUUGAGCUGCGGCAAGCUUUCGCAUAUCUCGCUGACGGCGCCCAGCUGGACAAGAUGUUGGUCGCCUACGAAUUUCCGCCAGAAGAAAAAGGCAUAUUUCAAAAGCCAAAAUCGGGACCGAAGCCUGUUUUGUCGGCUGCUAUCCCACCCGUUCAACCGUCGAGUCGAGUGCCACGAGGAGGCGGCAGCUUGAGAGGAGGCAGACACAGCAACUCGAGGCAAGGAAAUAGCUUUCGGAGAUCCUCUAGUGGCGCUGCCUUUGGCAGAUAUCCCUUCCCCUUCUUGAACAGCCCUCCCAUCGGGUUGAGCGGACUGGAUUACAUGAACGUCGCUGGAUCCCCAGAAGCUUUUGCGCGUUUGCAGGAGCAGCUUCUGCAGGUAAAUGGCCUUCAGCUUGAGCAACUCAAGGCAAAGUUUGCUUUUCAGGAGCAGCAGAUUCGUGCAGCCGAGCAGGCUCGCAAUGCCUCUGUGGUGCACGCUCACACCGUUGCGCAGGGAUCAAGCAAGGGCAGCCAAGGCAAUGGCUCGAACGCGUCACCGCAGAAGACGCCGUAUUUGACCGGGAAUUCCAGCCCGCAGCUGUCACACAGUUCGAUGAUCUAUCCGGAGUACCUGUAUCAGUCGUUCGCAUAUGAAGGACACCCCCUCUCGCAGUCUAUAUCUCACGACGGUGCGAGAACGAACCCGUCGUCGCCCUCUCUCUCGAAUGCUGCUCCUCGCCGACAAACGCAGCGAACGGCUGGACUGAAUGGCUCCGCACAAGGAAGUGGAAGCCUUCGGUCGCAGUCUCAGCCUGCCCGUGGCCUUCCUUCGACGUUUGCCGUACCGGGAUACCCGCAGUUUGCUGGGAUCCCGGGCUACGGCUUUGCUCCUUACCCAGUUUCCAACACAAGUCAAGAUCCGUCGGCGAUGAGCCAGUCUAGUGGAGACGGCUCCAUCAUCUACGGUGAGACCAACAUAUAUCCAACCCCCAAGGAGUACGUGGGGUACUAUGUGCCAGCUACGCAGCCUCCUGUUGCAACGCAUCAGCAAAUUCCCACGUUCGGCACCUUGCCGCAGAUACCGCAGUUCAGCGAGCUUGCGCAUCGCAGGAACAGGCAAAGUCAAGAUUUACAGCUGACGUUGAAUGGGAACAGACAUGCUUCUCGAUCUCCAUCGCCUCUUGGCCACCAGCGGACGUUCUCAAUACCCGUGCACAACUCGGCUGGGUUGAGAUCGGCCCCACUACCUAGAAUGGCGGAACAGCACCACCCUGAUCGGAUCGAGCUGCCGCCUGCGUUAAGAACUGGCCGACCGAACGCUGGACCAGCGGUCGUCAAUGGAUCGAUGCCGUUGCCAAAAACACCGGGGAACCAGAGCACAACGAGCGACGAGGAUCCCACUGCGGUGGUGGGAACCGAAGAGACGAGCGCCGGGUUCUUCACAAAGGGUGACAUCUUCGUGCAGAACACAAACGCCCUCGGCCUGAGUGGGUUUCAAUCAUCGUUCGCUGCGGGCGACUCUUCAAACUAUCAAGAUGCGUCGACGAUGUAUUCUACACACGAGCCAAAAGCACUGUUCUCAGAUGCACCUGCAGCUGGCGUGGAGAACUUACCGCCACCAAAAAGCACGAACCCCUCGCCAUCCCAAGCAUCCGUGUCGUUUGCGGAUUCAAGUAUGUCAGUCGCGAACUCAGGAGGCGACGAUCAGGCAUCGCCAAAUUGCUUUCAAUCUUCGUGGAACGCGCCCUCGGCCCUGACAUCAGCGUCGAAAUCUGCAACGCUGCCUCUGGACACUAGUAAAGCUGCACAUAUGCAUGGUAAGCAUCCUGAGCCCAAGACGGCUCCGGUACUCAGCCCUGUGUACGAGACAAGAUCGCCCUCACCAACCGCUACACGGAGGACGGAUCACGUGAGACAGAGCAGCAUCAACGGAGUAAUUGCGCCUGUGAACGGCGACUCUCCGCUCAUCAAUGGAAACUCUGGCAUGGACCCUGUACCACCGACGCCUUUGAACGACGGCGCGGAUAGGAGCAAGCAAGGAAUUACACAGCCGAGUGCCAACGGGCAGUGGCAGACCGGCAGGAAGAAGAACAGGAGGCGAAGCCGCUCAGGGCCGAAUCCUGCAAAAUCUGCUUCAGGUGUUGUUUCCGCUUCCGCGCCGGCUGUGGGAGACGAUAAGAUAAGAUCGACUGCCGCUCCCGCACCAGAGACGGAGCGAAAAGGUGGAUGAGGAACGAUGGGCUUUUGGAAGUACGCUUUCAAUCUGUCCCUCUCCAAGAUAUCCAUGCUAGAUGCAUUCAUUUUCAAUGAAGAGAGCCAAAUUCCCACGGAGGACAAAAAAAGAGGAGGAGGAGGAGGAUGAGGAGAAGAAGAAGAAGAAGAAGAAGAAGAAGAAGAAGAAGAAGAAGA